GGAAAAAGAAAGAAAAAGAGUAUCAAACCAGAAAACAUAAGAAAGGCAAGACAAACUAGAACUAAUCAGUUUCUGGCGAUUGAGCUCCGUCCAUGGCGUGGCUUUGAUUCAAAACUUCAUUCCUGGCCAGCAGUCUCACUAUUUCACUAUCUGAAUUUCAUAAUCGGGUUGCUUCAGUAUAGACUAGGUAGAUGGACUGCAACAGGGAUGAGGCUUUGAGGUCGAAAGAUAUUGCGGAAAAGAGGUUUUUAGCGAAAGAUGUUAAUGGAGCAAAGAAGCUUGCUCUCAAGGCACAUAAUUUAUAUCCUAAACUUGAAGGCAUUUCACAGAUGCUGGCAACGCUUGAUGUUCAUGUUUCUGCUGAGAAGAGAGUAAACGGAGAGGUGAAUGUUUAUGAAAUUCUCGGCAUUAAACCAGAUGCUAAUGAAGAUGUUAUCAGAAAGCAGUACAGGAAACUGGCUCUCAUUCUUCAUCCUGAUAAGAACAAAUCCAUAGGAGCUGAGGGAGCCUUUAAGUAUGUAUCAGAGGCCUGGAGCUUGCUGUCUGACAAGGAUAAAAAGGCAGCAUAUGACCACAGGCAUGCUAAUGUGUUCCAAAAAAAAGUUCAGUCUUCGAUUGGAAAUCCAUCAAAACCACCAAUGCAGAAUGGCUUUUACAAUUUUGCGAAAAAUGCUGUGUCACAAAAGAAGCCUCCAAAAGAAAACAAGGAUACAAACACAAAUCCUGAAUCAUCCAAAGAGAAGGAGCGCAGAACCUUCUGGACAGUUUGCUAUCGGUGUAAGGUGCAAUAUGAAUAUCUUUUGAAGUAUUUACACCGAAACCUUCUUUGUCCCAACUGCCAUGAGGCUUUCUUUGCAGUAGAGAUCACACCCCCAUCUAAUGAAUCAAAAAGAACCAACGACGGUGAUAACACACAGCACCAAGGAAAUUUGAAGCAUCAUGGGAAGAACAAGAAGAUUCCUGGUAGUGUAAAAAGUAAUGCAGGCACUUCAAAUGUGAAAUCUACAGGGUUCCAGUGGAGCCCCUUCUCUAAAACUGCCGGUCCAGCAUCUGCUGUUCAUGCAGCAAGUGUAGUUCAACAGGCGUAUGAGAAAGUGAAGCGAGAACGUCAAGAAGCACAAGCUGCAACAAAAAGAGAGGAUGCAUUACGAAGGAAGCAUUCUUCCUCCAAAAGAGCUCAUGGGGUGCCAUUAGCUGCUAACUCCAGUGCCGCGAAGAGGAAAAGAGACGGGGAUAGUCCCAGUACAGCUAGAGAAAUGUCAAAGGAGAACUUAGAUAUUGGUUUAACCUACAGAACAGGUUUGUCUGGGCACACUAUAUUGAAAGGUAGGAGUAUACUAGGGCACAAGAUGGGCAUGGUAUAUCGUGGUGUUAAGCAUAUGUUGAUGGAGAAGGCAAAGCAACAGAUACAUAAGACAGCAGAAGAGAGGAGAUCUUCUACCAUGGCUAACUCUUCUGCCUCAGGUGCGGUUAAUAUGAAUGAGGAGAUACCUGUGAGCAUAGAAGUUAAUGCCAUGCAAGAUAGUGAGCGAGUCACUAAUAGCAUCGAAGUGCCUGCCAAAAAAUAUGAUAUUGCCACCACUGGGGGUUAUUUAUGCCGUGGAGUUUGUGAGCAUGUUUCAAUAGAUGUACUAGAUUCUGAUUUUUACAACUUUAAUAGAGAUCGAACAGAAAGUUGUUUUGAAGGCAACCACAUUUGGGCAGCAUAUGAUAAUGAUGAUGGUAUGCCUCGGUAUUAUGCCAUGGUUCAUAAUGUGAUUUCAGUGAAUCCCUUUAAGGUUGGGAUCAGUUGGCUCACUUCACUUACCAACAAUGGACUAGGCCCUCAAUACUGGUUUGAUUCUGGUUGCUCAAAAACAUGUGGCAGCUUUAGGAAGGGCAGACAUGAAAUCCAAAACUCUCUCAGUUGCUUCUCUCACAAGGUUAGGUGGUCAACGGAUUCACAUGGGGCCAUACAGAUAUUUCCUAGAAAGGGAGAUGUUUGGGCGUUGUACAGAAACUGGUCUAGAGAGUGGAAUGAGCUCACAGAUAGUGAUACAAUACACAAAUAUGAUUUGGUGGAAAUAAUUGAUGAUUAUGACGAAGAACAAGGGGUAAUUGUCACCCCUCUUGUGAAAGUUGCUGGCUUCAGAGCAGUGUUUCACCGGCAUUUGAACCCUCAUGAAAUGAGAGUAAUCCCAAGGGAAGAAAUUUUUCGCUUUUCCCAUCAGGUACCAUCCCACUUGCAUACCGGUAAAGAUUGUACAAUUGCCCCCAAAGGUUGUUUGGAGUUGGAUCCAGCUGCUUUGCCUUCAGAACUUCUUCAUGUUAUUCCAGACGUUGACGAGGCUGAAUGCCUAAUUGACGAGGGAAACAUUGAGGAAAAUAUAAACGCGAAGGCCGAGUGUUCUCAAUCCAGUGAUGGGGUUUUAGAGGAUGCCAUGAAUAAAUCCGGGGAAGUAGAAUCACAGAAGACUGCAAACCAAGAAUGUAAAUAACACAGGUUUUCUGUUGCCGAGGUAUUUAGUGACUGAUCAUAUGAUUCGAUUCUACUCUUGGCUUGUAGCUGUUUGAGACCAACACAAUUUCUUGUCUGCAAAUUGAAGGCUGUCAUGAUUCUUCAAGAUGAAAGAGUGGAUACUUACGUGUUACUGUAGACAGAUGAAAAGAGUGUCAACACUAUAUAGAGCUUUUAUCAAAGGUGGAACGUCCACCCCGGGCGCCCCCACACCCCGGCUCGACAGGAUCGUGAGGGGGGGGGGAAUCAAAUAGAGCUUUUAUCAACAAAGAUAUUGGUGUGCAGUGCCCCCCCUUUCAUUUAUAGUUCAUUUAUGGAAUGGGUAUUCUGCAUGCUUGAUCUUAUAGCCAAAUACAUCAGAGUUUUUCUCUCACACAUUUAGUUUGGCAUUGAUUGUAAUGAUAUUAUAGAUCAAAUCUCUAAUACCAUCCACAACAGGAUGAAAGGAAUUGCC
This is a messenger RNA of Cuscuta campestris, 2951 nucleotides long. Lineage: Eukaryota; Viridiplantae; Streptophyta; Magnoliopsida; Solanales; Convolvulaceae. The record is from the annotation of a GenBank genome assembly.